This is a messenger RNA of Dromaius novaehollandiae (emu), 7576 nucleotides long. RefSeq names its product tweety family member 3 (gene TTYH3). Bases 210 to 1793 code for a protein of 527 amino acids. The record is from RefSeq and is a predicted model, not a curated record. Gene Ontology annotation, cellular component: plasma membrane. Gene Ontology annotation, molecular function: intracellularly calcium-gated chloride channel activity; volume-sensitive chloride channel activity. Lineage: Eukaryota; Metazoa; Chordata; Aves; Casuariiformes; Dromaiidae. The transcript is spliced from 15 exons.
CGGGCGGCGCCAGGCGCGGCGGCGGCGGAGCCUCUCGGCGAACAAAGAGGGAGCGAGCGGCGCGGGCGGGCGGGUGUCGGGGGCGCCGGCCAUGCGGGGCCGCGAGCCGCCGCCGGGGCGCCGGUGAGGAGCGAGCGAGGGCGGCGGCGCCGCUCCAUGGCCGGCGGCGGGUCGGCGUGAGGCGAGCGGAGGCGGCGCGGCGCGGCGGCAUGGCGGGCGUCAGCUACUCGCCGCCCUGGUGGGUGAGCCUGCUGCACCGCCUGCCGCACCUCAGCCUGCGCUGGGAGCUCACCGCCGCCGACUUCCGCCCGCACGACGCCGAGUACCAGCAGGCCCUGUUGCUGUUGGGCGGCAUUGCUCUUUCCUGCCUCGCUCUGGACCUCCUCUUCCUCUUGUUCUACUCGUUUUGGCUGUGCUGCCGCCAUCGGAAGAGCGAAGAGCAUUUAAACGCUGACUGCUGCUGUACAGCCUGGUGCGUGAUCAUCGCCACCCUCGUGUGCAGUGCUGGAAUUGCUGUUGGCUUCUAUGGGAAUGGAGAGACCAGUGAUGGCAUUCACCGGCUGACGUACUCGCUACGCCAUGCAAACCGCACUGUGGCAGGUGUCCAAGACCGGGUACUAGAUACCGCAUUGGCCCUGAACCAAACAGUGGAACCAAACUUGCUGAUCCUGGAGGAGAUGUUCACAAAGCAGACAGACUACCUGCAUAUUGUCCAGAAACUGCAAGGUCUCUUGGAUGAUCUGGUCAGGCAAACAACUGAGAUCCCUUUUUGGAAGAAUGAAGAGCUGUCUCUGGAGGAGCUGGCAAUUCAGAUCGACCUCUAUGACUGGUACAGGUGGCUGGGAUACCUGGGCCUGCUCCUGUUCCAUGUUCUGAUAUGUUUGCUGGUGCUCUUUGGGCUUAUAAGAAACUCCAGGGCCAUUCUUAUGGGGGUGUGCUUGCUUGGGGUGUUUGCCCUGAUUGUCAGCUGGGGAUCCUUGGGUUUGGAGUUGGCUGUUGCUGUGGGCUCCAGUGACUUCUGUAUUAACCCUGAUGCCUAUGUCUCCAAAGUGAUUGAAGACAAUGGAGUGCUUAGUACUGAUACUCUCCGCUAUUACAUUACCUGCAGCGCUGGAUACCCCAACCCUUUCCAACAGAAGCUGUCGGGAAGUCACAAGGCUCUGGUGGAAAUGCAAGAUGAUGUUAUGGAACUCAUGAGGUCAGCAAGCAGAGAGCACCCCACCUCCAAGGAGUAUCUUACUCGGAUCCAGGAGGUUUUAAAUUCAACAGAGAUCAACUUGCAGCAACUGACAGCUCUAGUAGACUGUCGGAGUCUGCAUUUGGAUUACGUCCAGGCUCUGACAGGCUUUUGCUAUGAUGGAGUGGAAGGCCUCAUCUACCUGGUUCUCUUCUCCUUUGUCACAGCCCUCAUGUUCAGUUCCAUUGUGUGCAGCGUUCCACACACUUGGCAGCAAAAGAGAAGCUCAGAUGAUGAUGGGGAAGAAGAAUCAACCGCUCAAGGGAAUAGACAAACACACGAUAAUCUUUACAGAGUGCACAUGCCCAGCCUCUAUAGCUGUGGGAGUAGUUAUGGCAGUGAGACCAGCAUUCCAGCAGCAGCACACACAGUCAGCAAUGCUCCCGUCACAGAGUACAUGAGCCAGAAUGCAAAUUUCCAGAACCCCCGCUGCGAGAAUACCCCGCUCAUUGGCCGUGAGUCCCCACCUCCCUCAUUGUAUUUGGCUGCCAUGGACAGUAGCAGCCAUAUGAGCUGGCAGCUUAAGCCCUCGGACAGUGCACGGACAUACUGGUAACAGCGCCCGCAAAUGGAACAGUACACCUCCAGCAUGAGAGCCAAAUACCUCGCCACCAACCAACCUCGUCCAGAUGCUGGCAGUGUGCAUUAAAAUGAAAAAGCAAAAGCAAAAAAACCCCACACGUGCAGUCAGACAAAACAAUGUGCCAACUGCUGUGCCCCUGUGCUGUCCUCGUAGAACAAUCCUGCUGUUCUGCCCAAAAUCCAGUGCAGCUCCUUCUGUUUCUCCAGUCCAGACCACCCCUCCAACCUGGUACCUGCCCAUUGGAGUAGAAGCCCCUUUUGAAUUUAAGCCUUCACCUGCUGUACCUGGUGUGUGAGAGAGAGCAAGCGCGUGCAGGCAAGCAACGGAGAGAUUACCAGCCCAUCCUGGGUUCCACCUGCCUGGGGCCAGCUUGAUCGGUAGCCCUCUCAGAAAAUGUCGGUGAAUAUCUUCUGCCCCAUCUUUCCCCUCCUGUUCCCCAGAGCGACUUGGUGAAAGGUGGUAGUAGAUCAUCUUCAGUUCUGCAGAGGGAUCAGCAGAGUUUCUCAGUCUGUCAGACUCUGAAGAAGCAGAUGUUCAGUGUCCAUGACUAGCGUACAAGGAGGGAAAGCCAAGUCAGUGCACAGUAUGAUGUUUUGGUGGGAAUCUUCUGGUCCAGCCUCCUGUGCCAAGGAGGAGGGAAACCCCUGCCCAUGGUGUCACUGCGUAUCCACUGUAAUUUGAGAACCUGGGGCUCUGUUUUAGAGCAAACCACUCCACAGCCCUGGUGACGUCUUUUCAAAAGAAUAAAUCCAAUGCCUUUUUCUUUCCCACUGUAUCUAGUAUGUGAAUUCUCGAGGAGGAGCAGGGGGUCCCAGCACCCGUCAACUACCCUGUCCAUUGCUCUGAACUGGACCUCUCUGCUCCAUCAGGGAAGCCCAGGUACUUGCAGGUGGCAUUCUGGGUGCUGCCUUUGUGAGGCCAUCACACAGAUCAAACAGGAGCCAGCAACCCACUUGGUGCCAAUUUUUUCCAGGAAAAGACUUGUAAGACUGUGGGUUUUUUUGCACUGAACAAAUUUCAGCUCUCUGAUGGUAGGUCUUAUGGGACGGUCAGCUUACAGGAGAAGGGGGAGAGGAUGCAAGCACCAAUAGACUUAUAGCAAAUGCGAACUCUCUCUGCAGGACUGACCUGUGAACUCUGCUGGACUUUUUCCCCCCCCACACACUUUUUUUUUUCCUCCUUCUUUCUUCCUUUAAUCAUCAUUUGUGGUGCAGGGUUGCAGACCUGGCAUUGAAAGAGGCUUUUGAAGCCUCAGUCCUGACAUAUUCACAAGAUGGGCAGUAUACUUCCUCUGUGUUCCAGAAUCAGAAACCCAAGUGACAUCUUGAAAACAUUGUGACUGUUGGAACAACUUUACUUUCUUUCUUUUUUUUUUUUGUUUAGUUUUUGUUUUUCCAGGCAUGUUGCUAACCACUAUCUGACCAUAUUAAGGCACAUUUAGGGCAUUUUUCAAGACAUGAGAGACAACAAAGCUUGCAAAGGGUAAAUUGGGUGCCUGCAAGGGGCAACAUCCUCCACUGGUGCUGUACUUUCCACUGAAGAAUGGUGCUCCAAAGGGCACUGACGGCUUCCUACUAAAAAAGGAGACUGCCACUUGGGUGGUUAGAAGUAGUGUAGAAAGGAGACUGCCACUUGGGUGGUUAGAAGUAGUGUAGAGUACUGGCCUUUUAGUAAGGAAGCUAUGAUGUUCCUUUUCUUUGUUUACCUCUUUGAGCAGGGACAUCUUAGUGUAGCUGCUGAGCAUGACAUUAAAUAACUGGCAGAGGAAAUAAGUGGAAAACAUCUCUCAAAUCGGAGUUGAGCCUCUGGCAGAUGCAGUUCAUCUUCACCUCACUGAUGUUCAGGCUCAGUGUCUGUUUAUCCCCAUGUUUGCUGUAUGGGGCUUACAUCCAUAGUUUGGGGCACAGAAUCUACCAAUCUGCCUUUACCUGAGUCAGUUGCCUUCUUGCAGCAAGGUAGGAAAUGCUUCUAGCAGAUAGCUAACUGGGAUGCUGGUGUUUCCUGUGAAAUGUUACCAGCUCUGUGGAAGAGUAAGCUUUGAGACUCCUCUUAAGAAGAUAGAAACCACUAACAGACUGCAAAAGUUGUAGGCCAGCUUUUAUCAUUCAAAGGAGUGAGGGAGAAAGGAGGAAAUGGUACCAUGCUGACAGGAAGAGAAGGUUUUGGAGAAAACUCAGCACUUCACCGUAAAUCCGUAAAAGCAGGAUUUUCUUGCUCAGGACUGAGUAGGCCUUUCAGACACAAUUGAUGGGCUUCACACUGAAACAUACCUCGGCGUUAUCAAAUAACAAGGGCAGGGAAACAUAGCCACAGGUUGUAUGGAGGGGCGGUGUGGCUCAUGCAGCAGUUUUGCACCGUCUUAAAGCCUAACAGGAGACCUGUGUAUGCAAGCACAUUGUGUGGUUAGCUUGCAGAGCCCAAAGCAUGCGACUGCUGUCCAGGGGGAGAACUGAACUCCACCUCACUUUGAAGAAAGAAGCAAGAGCUGUGUAAUCCCUAUUACCACUGAGUUGUUCUGCCAUUGUCUUUCCCUGUGAGCGUGUGCCCAGAUUGCUACUUACACAAUCAUUUCUAGGGGAGGUGCCCUAAAAUUUCUGACCUGGUCCUACUCACUGAAGGCAAGCAUGCGGAAGGCUUGGAGGGUGUGGGGAACCCUGUGAGAACAGGAGCGUCUGUAUAUUGCUGUGUACAGAAUGCAUCCUGAACACGUGCGUGUGACUGCACUUCGGGAAGGGUUGGAUCUGAAUUGUGGCAUUGUCUGUGCCAGUGAUAAGGGGGAGCCUAUGCCUUUUGUUUUCAGCAUCUAAUGCAGCAGCCACCUUGACCUGCUUCCUCCAAGGUUUGGCAUAGUCACUUAAAACACCCAGAACACCUUCUGACAAUGUUCAGGGGCUUGCAGCGAGGCACAGAUGUGGAGAUACGUGCUCUGUGACUUCAAAGUAUAACUGGAAAGAAUGUUAUGGAGAACCAUUGUGCUCUCUGGAGGCCAGCAUAACGUGACUGUGGUGUGAGCUGUGUACCUUUGUCCAGCCAGCACUUCCUUUACUUGACAUGGAUAUUGCACUUUUGUAAAGCAUCCUGGAACUCUGCUGCCCUGCUGCAUGCUGUGCAGAGCCCUGGAUCGAAAACACAGACAAAUGGUUUUAUUUUAUUUUUUCUACUGGAACCUUGAGCAACAGCGUGGCAUUUCUGCAGGCUGGUCUGAAUGGAUCUGCUGAAGAACAGAUGGCCUUUGCCUAUUCCUAUGGCUGCGACACAAUUGGUCUCAUCCAUAUGGUCACAUUUUGUCUGUGGAGCAGACUUUCAAAAGCCAAGAUCUCCCAGACUCCGUGCCUCCUCCUAGGGUGAACAGCAGGUGCUAUCCGGCGAAGGCUAAUCUGUUCUAGAUGACAUUAAUGGUUGAGGGAGUCCAAACUCUUCAAGCUGUAGGAGGUAAAGCUGCAGAGACUUCUCUCUCUUCCAUUGUGUGUCUUCAUUUUUAAUGUGACAAAAUGCCAAGGCCAUAUCACUCAGUGUGUCCCAGCUGACAUUAUCAGAACAUUAUUCAUGUUACUGGUUGCUAACAAAAGGGUCCAGAAUUCAGGGGAGACGAGAUUGGCCUCUGGACACCUUGCUGACUGCAAAAUGGAAGGCAACCUGUCCGGUUGAAGGUGACUGCUUCAGUGAAGACACUUCAUGUUACUUUUUCAGAAGCACAAGUGUGGUCAUUGGCUUGUCUGGUUGGCUUGGUUUAUUUCCACUGCAUCAUCAUGUGCGAAUGACAUUUUCUUUUGGAACUGAGAACUCUUCCAAGCACACAAACAUCUCCACAAUGUGAAAUGUAAAUAGCAUGUUGGACUCUCGUGUCCAGUGUUCAAGACUGCAUUGUACUUGUAAAGGAAAUCGAAUCAAGACUUGGCUGUGAAUUUCUUGUGCUGUCUUGGGAAUAUAACUGUAGUGUUUGUAUCCUGUAUGUAAUAUUAAAUUGAGUUCAUUUUAUGUGCUGAUAAAAGGGUUCAAGCUAAGAUUUUUAGCGUACAUCCAUGUAUCCAAAUGUGAAGGAUGGAGUGCUCCCUUCCCCUCCUGUCCUUUUAAGUUUUUUCUCCAUUUGAUAGGUGUUAAUUUUCCGUGUACAGUCAUCUCAGCCAAGAUGCAAGGGUGUUCGUUUGAGUGCUUUGAGGGGGACACAGUGCAUGGGGAUUUAAGUGAUCCUAAGUUAGGAUUUCCAUAGCAGUUCCCUAUAACUACUUAGUGUUCACAUGAAAAGUUUAGCCUUUCUGAGAGUAAACUCUUUCUCUGCGGGCUGCUUAAUCAUCACUCAUGGGAACUUUUGGUACUGCAGUGUUAACAGCAGACAGGAGUGCAUGGAUACCUGGAGAGCAAGGUACCGAGAUGCCUGCAUGGGUAAGCCCAUGUUUACUUCUGGUCCCACCUUCUCUUCCUUCUAGCAGCAACAGCAACUGAAAUAGCAUACUGAGCCCUUUGAAGAAGAGAGAAGUGUCUUGUCUUGCUAACUACAGCUGCCCCACCUGAUUUAAGAGUAGAGUAGGCUGGUGCGUUUUCCUUUAGAUGAAGCCAGCACUGAGGGGUGUUUGAAAUACUUCCUACCUAGGGACCAAGGAGAAGCCAGAGCCUUCCUCAGCUGAACAAGUCUGCUAGUGCAACUCGGUGAACAUCUGUCAUGGGGAGAGGAAAAGCCUGCCAGGCAGUACCUAGGAAGUAGAUCUUACGCCCUGCAAGAGGGGACAACGCUUAAUUUGUACCUUUAACCAGGUGGCUUUUUCCAUCACAGACAAUGCUCCUUUUCCGGAAAUUAUGUGUGUGCAUGCUAUGGAUGGCUUCUCUGGUCAUUCCAGGAGGCCCAAGAGAAGCUCGGGGUGUUUUAGAGGGCGAGCGAGUGCUCUGCUCUUUCAGGGGAGAGAGCGGGCUCUCCUGCCGAGCUGUGGGGUGUGCGUGUUGCCUAGCUGCAGGCGAGAAGGGGGGGUUGCUGGUUGUUCUCAUCCAGCCCCUCCAGGUGCAUGCGUGAACAGAGUGGAACAUAAAUUGAUGUACAACCAGAAAGUUCAAAAUAUUCCUUUCCUAAAGAGGAUAACUGUAGCAUGAAGCUCUUAGGUGCUCUGCAUAUUUGAUACUACAUUGCUCCUCACUAUGCAAUUCCAAGCUCCUUCCUUCCUCUUCCUCCUCUAAUCUCGCAAGAUGACUUCUCCAGUGUCCUCAGGGCAGGACAUCACUGAAGUCCCAGAAAGGCUCUUUCGUUUCAUUGUCCUCUGCACUGGGUCCGGGUGCCCAGCUCUUACGUCACGUGCCUCAGGUCCCUUGAUAACGGGAGGCCCCAUGAGUUUUAUUCACAUCAUUCAGAGGGAAGUUUUUUUUUCUUGGACACUGUGCACAGAAACCUAACGAUGAACAUGUACCUGGCCUUUUUGUAACUUUUCUGUUUUUCUUCUUAACCAUAAUGGUUGUAUAUCAUUACCACUUUAUAUACAUAUAUAAUAUAUAAAUAUAUAUAAUUUUUUUUAAACUUUGGACCUGCUAGUUUCUUUCAAGUGUUCCUGCACUUACCCAAAAUGUUUUUAAAUUGUGAGGGUUAAAGAGGAUUGAGCCCAUUUUUGUAUCUUUCCUUUUAAUUCUGUAGUUCUAUUGAUUGUAAUGUAGCUAUUUUUUACUGUAACUUUUUUGUUUUGCAAAUACUAAACAAAAAAAAAAACCUAAAUGUAAUUUCUGUGGUUUCUAUUCAGCUUGGAUUUCAUGUUUUAAAAAUAAACGACUUAAAACCA